Messenger RNA from Mercurialis annua (annual mercury), 1587 nucleotides. RefSeq names its product F-box protein At5g49610-like. The coding region runs from base 303 to 1448 and encodes 381 amino acids. The transcript has a single exon. The record is from RefSeq and is a predicted model, not a curated record. NCBI's taxonomy places the organism in Eukaryota, Viridiplantae, Streptophyta, Magnoliopsida, Malpighiales, Euphorbiaceae. Gene Ontology annotation, molecular function: protein binding.
CUUUGUCUGAACUUGUAAUAAGAAGGUGCUUGGAGUUUAGGGACUGUCAAUGAAAAUUAUCCUAGAGUCUCACAUUGGAGGAAUACUAAUAUCCAAGCAUUUAAUUUCAAUUCAAAUAUGAACACCACGUGUCAUAUAUCUCCAACAUGGCUAAUUAGGUUUAGAAUUUCUCCUCACAGAAAAGGAUUUUGCAGCAAUUGAGCCGCUCAUUCCUUAUAACUUGCGGCACAAGAUAAAAUAAUUAUCAAUCGAACAAAGGUAGCGUCGUUUUUUUGUUUUUUUUUCUCAAAAUCGAAAGUUGAAUGGAGAUGAAAGGAAGGAGAGAAGAUUGUGAUGUUCCUGAUACAGUUUGGUUGGAGAUUCUGUCAAAACUUCCACAAAAAUCAAAGUUCAAAUUCAGAUGUGUAUCCAAAACAUGGAAUCUUCUUAUUUCUGAUACAUAUUACAUGGCAACAAAAACACUUUCACCUUGGAAUCUUCUUGUUUCUGAAAUUUAUUUUAAAGAUACUCGUCGUCCAGUAGUUCCUUAUACAGGCAUCCGCUUCGCACUCCCACAGCAUUCCGAAUUCACCUCUAUAGACUUUUCACUCAAAUUUCUUCCUCCUCAGGAAAACGGAGAAAUUCGAGUUCUCGCAUCGAGCAAUGGACUCUUAUUAUGCGGCAACUUGUCGGGAUAUACUUACUAUGUCUGCAAUCCUUUAACUGCGCAGUAUGUUUCUCUUCCUGACUCUGCUUCUAAAUGUGAAUUAGCAGGUGUAGGUUUUCUCAGCACGGAUAGAGAUUACAAGGUAGUGCAGAUACGCAGAUGCUAUCCUGUCCAUGAUACGGUACGUCUUCGAAUCUUUUCUUCUGACGUUGGUGAAUGGAAGAGUAUAGAGCUGUCAUGCCCUCUCCUUCCUAGGAUUGAUUCCGAAUCAGAGCAAGCUGCUGUAUUUUUUAAUGACACUAUGCACUUUUUUGCAAGCCCCGAUAUUGUUGUAGCUUGUGAUCUACACAAAGAGCAAUGUCGUUUGAUUCACUUGCCUAAAACUGGUAGUUUUCGUCUCAUUAGCGACAAACUGCUUCGAGUAUGCAAUGGUCAGUUGCAAUAUCUUCAGAGCGUAACACGGUUUGUGUUGAAGCAGAGGCAUCAACUCCCUGAUUGGGAUUUAAUUGUGCGGAAACUCGAUGAUUACGAUGCUGGAGAGUGGUCUAUACAAGUUAAGAUUCCAAUGGGUCAGUGUGGACCGACUCGUUUCAGGGUAUUGGCUUUCCAUCCUUUUGAUGUGAAUGUAAUUUAUGGGCAACGUCAAAAAAGCAUUUUUUGCUUUAACUUGGAAACCUGGACUUUUGAAAGGGUCAAUGAUGAAGGUUUUCCACCUCUACUCAGAAGUUCAGCCGUCUUUCCGUUUGUGCUUCCGCCGUGGCCGAAAACUAUUCCUCAACCCACCUGGAAAACUAUUCCUUGAAUUGCCAUCUGAGACAUUGUUUGGAAACAUGAUGUUUUAUUUGAUUUCAUUGCUGCUCUUCUAUGUAGCAGGUUUAUAUAUUCUUCUUUUUUUAGAAUACAAUUUUAAAUUUUUAUAAUUUAUUAAUGCUCAAACGCAA